Carassius gibelio (silver crucian carp) is the source of this 7117-nucleotide messenger RNA. Its product is annotated as UHRF1-binding protein 1. The record is from RefSeq and is a predicted model, not a curated record. The coding region runs from base 151 to 4188 and encodes 1345 amino acids. The transcript has 21 exons. Lineage: Eukaryota; Metazoa; Chordata; Actinopteri; Cypriniformes; Cyprinidae.
CGAGGCGGCGCUGCUGAUGUCACGGGCGGCAGCAGCAGCAGCAGCGGGUCGUGAGCGGCGUGUGAGUGUGUGUUUGUGUCUGUCUCUCUCUGUGUGUGUGAGAGAGUGUGUGAUUGCCGAAGAUGCUGGAGAGGUAGCUGCUCUGACGGGAUGGCCGGAAUCAUUAAGAAGCAGAUCCUGAAGCAUCUGUCCAGGUUUACUAAGAACCUCUCCCCGGAUAAGAUCAACCUGAGCACGCUGAAGGGAGAGGGGCAGCUGUCCAACCUGGAGCUGGAUGAGGAGGUCCUGCAGAACAUGCUGGAUCUGCCCACCUGGCUGGCCGUCACCCGCGUCUACUGCAACAAGGCUUCUAUACGGAUACAAUGGACAAAGUUGAAGACCAGUCCCAUAUGUUUGUUCCUGGAUAAAGUAGAAGUUGAGAUGAGGACCUGUGAGGAACCCCGGCCCCCGAACGGCCCCUCUCCGAUUGCCAUUACUGCAGGUCAAAGUGAGUAUGGCUUUGCUGAGAAGGUGGUGGAGGGAAUGUCUGUGAUCAUCAACUCCAUCACGAUUAAAGUUCAGGCCCGAGCGUUUCACGCCUCCUUCGAGCUCUGGCAGCUCCAGGGCUGCAGUCUCAAUCCCAAAUGGCAGAAGAGCGACCUGCGCUACACACGCAUUACACAUCCUAAGAGAGGAGAGGUCCUCACGUUCAAAGAGAUCAACUGGCAGAGUCUGCGCAUAGAGGCGGACGCCAUCGAGAGUGACGAGCAGGAUCUGGGCAGCACCCCACUGCGCCUCAUUACCAAUCAAGGGCGCAUACGCAUCGCUCUCAAGCGCAGGGUGAAGGACUGCGAUGUCUUGGCCUCUAAGCUGCUGUUUAUCCUGGAUGAUCUGCUGUGGGUGCUGACGGACUCCCAGCUCAAGGCCAUCAUCCACUACGCCAAGUCUCUGAGCGAAGCCAUGGAGAAGUCCGGCCAGCAGAGGAAGAGCAUGGCUGCUGAGACACUACAGACUGCACCUCCCUCUCCUGGGAUCCACUCUCUGUGGACCGAACCUCCUCCACCCGAAGCGGUCGGGACCCCCAGCACACUGGCCCAGUAUUUUGACCUCCACGAUGUCAAGGAAUCAUCCUACCACACUUUCAUCUCCCGACUCGACCUGCAUAUCUGCAACGACAGCUCUUCAGAUUCCGAUGAAGCUCCACCUCCAGGGAUGCAGGGUGCGAUGCAGCUGACCUUUCGGAAGCUGGGCUGUGAUUAUUACCCGUUUCACAGGCCAGGUGAUGGCUGUCGGCACUGGGAGCGUCACUGCGGGGCGAUGGAGUCUCGAGCUCAGUGGGCCGCCAAACUGCUGCUGGAGUUUCAGAGGAGGAUGGAGGAGCUGGGCAUCCCUGGACCACAUUCAGAGCCAAACGUGUCCGCUAAAGACUCUCCCGCCAAAAAGAUCAAGGAUGGAGAAUCAUGGUCCAGUUUCAGUCCUGAUCGUACUCCGAGCUCUCGGCGUACUUCAGCAGCCGUCCCGUCCUCAGGACCCCCGCUGAAGAGGCUUCGCUCCAGCUGUAUGGUGAUCCGCGUGGACGACCUGGACAUCCAUCAGGUGUCCUCUGGAGGCCGUCACAGCAAGAGAACACAGUCUCUUCUCUCCUGCAACCGCAAAUCCUUACACCUCCCAGACAACACUCCUGCGAUUCACCUUCAGUUCACUGAAUACUACUUCCCUGAUACCCCUGGACUUCCUGCACCCUCCUCUAAUCUUUAUGCCCAGCUGAAUGGUCUACAGUUGUAUCUGGACACUCCCAGUGUCUUGUGGAUGACCCUGUUCUCACGGGGUCUACACAAGACGCUAGAUCAGGUCAAAGCUUUCUACCACCUCCAGGACAGCAGCAAGACGGAUGAGCACAUCGAUAUCCGGCUGGAUGCAACACACCUGAAGCUCAUCAUUCCUCUGGAAUCCUCUAUUAUGGAUCACCCGGACCGUCCUCAGUCACUGAGUGUCAGUCUUCCUCAGCUCGUCCUCAGCAACACACGCCACGCUCCUCACGGUUCCCAUUCGGACCUCAACAGCACCUACAGCAGCUUCUCGGUCCGCCCUUUCUUCCGUCCCACGGCGAGCCAACCUUUCCCUCGCGAUCAGAGUGUCCUCCCUCCCCUGCCGUCUGCAUUCCUCCAACACGGUCUAGAAAACGAGUCCCUGUCAUUAGCACACAAACGCCCCUCUCGCUCUCAGGACGUCUGGUCUGUCAGUCUGUCCCGAGUGGCUCUUGGAUUUGAAGGGGCUCGUCGAGGGCCCAGAGGGAAAGCUCUUCCCUUUGUGGAGCCCUUUGCCAUGUCUUUGUGGAUGUGCUGCCCUUCUGCCUUCAAAAAAGACUCUUAUUGUUCGAGUAUAGCUGGCAAUUCAAAAAUCCCCAAUCAAUCCCUCCUAGAUCCACCUCGGGGUGUAAAUGACGUCAUAUCUAAUAAGACUGACCAAAACUCUCCAGUGGCCUCCAUUCAUAUCUUAGCCCAGUCCAUCACUCCUGUCAAAAUGUGGCUCAACCACUACCAGUUUGUAGCUCUUUUGCGGAUGAAGGACUCUCUUACCCGACUAGCUGGAGAUUUGACCAAGGACGUCCAGGGUUUGGGACAGCCUGAACACAAACGGUCAGAUCCCUCUUCAGUUUGUGUCUCAGUCCUGAUGGAGGCGAUAGAACUGGCUCUACUGCUUCCUCCAGCAACAUGCGAGCAAGAAGAAGAAGAAGCCCAUUCUCCUGAGGAAACGGACAGUCCCAGCUUGACCGACUCUGAUCUCUCGCCAUCCCACCAGGCGGGAGGGAAUGAAGAUCAGGAGGAUGAUGCCGAACAAGAGGGUUUGGUAGAGGAGGCCUGUGAAGCUAUUGAAGAAGGCAUGGAUGGACCAAUGGGGCAGGAUGAAACUCGAGCCAUUGUUACUUCCACAUCUCCUCCAAUAUCUCCAGGGAAUCCCACAUUACUGUCCCGUAAUAGCUCAACUUUCAGCUUGGAGGGCGAGCUGUCCAGUGCCCUGACUGCCACCAAAGGUGUCACCAAAGACGCACUCAGCGCCUCCCUGGAUCUCACCAAGGGUGCGCUGUCCAUCACGAAAGAUGCCUUCAGCAUCCUGAGCCGAGGAUCUGGCAUGACUAAACUCUUCGCUCCUCAAAACAAGGAGCAAAGUGCACAGCCGGAAGAGUCCAGUCCCUCCAUAAUGGGAAACCUGCGGCUUCAGUCCAUGAAACAGUCUCCUUCCCAAAACUCCUGUGACAGUGCCGUUUUAGAGGGGAGUCUGGCGGACGAUGGCCUGUCCAUUGAUAGUGACAUCAGUGAAAACUUUGUCAUCCUCAUGGACUCGGAGUCUGGUGUGGAGUCGCUGCGUCCCAAUGGUACGGGUGUCUCCGGCAGCUGUGUGAGUCCAGCUCCAGGAACAGACCUCAGCAGCUCUCUGUCCCAGAGCACAGAAGACAUCGCAGAAGAUAGGGUGUCUGUGUUAGUUCUGUGUCUGAGUCGAAUAGCGUGCCUGACGGAGAAGUGUGGUGAAGAUAUGGUGGUGGCGCUGGAAGCCCAAGAGCUUGAGCCUAAACAGUAUGGCAACCAUAAAGUCACAGACCUGCUGACGGGACAGCCAUUGACUCAGGCCGGUUCUUCCUCUCCGAGUGCUCCUCUGUCUCCCGGGCCCCGGUCUCUCCCCUGUCCCCCAGCAGCGGCCCUCAGGAUGGAGAUGGGACCCCGUGCGGCCAGACACUCUCCUCUGUCUGAGAGCGUGGGCUUCAUAGAAGUGUGCCUGACCGGGUGCAAAGCAGAGCUCCUGGCUUCUACCCUAAACACGCUGGCACCCUUCCUGGAGGACGAGCUCAGCGCAGACCCCCAGCCGAUGAGACUGUGGUUACGGGACACUGCUGUUACACUAAAGGACGAUGGUCCUCGUGUGUACCCGACCGCUCCUCAGCCAGUUCCUGUGCACUUCUCUCUGGACGGUAUUGUGCUGGAGCGUAUGGAUGAUGGGGUCCUCAGCUUGAGACCUGCGCAGAGCCAAUCAGGGAUCGAGACAGACGGGGACAGAGAUCGAGCUGGCCAAUCCUGCUUCAGAGCUGAGGAGGAGAACAAGUCUCUGGAGUCCAGACUCGCUGAUGUCCAGUCAGCUCUCCAGGAAGCUCUGUCUGACCGGGAGCGCCUGCUACAGGAAGUGAUGAAACACAACCCCUCCUUCACCUUAUGAUGAACAAAGGGAAAGAAGCCAGACUUGAGUCCAAACACCUUGUAGAUAAUCCAGAAGAACAAGAGGUUUGGCUCUGCUGACUCGGUUCUCUGCAUUAUUUCAUCUCUUAACGUCUGAGAGUGAAGUCACAUGUCGUCCAGGUCUCUUCAGUCUCUGUCAGUUUCUCUUUCUCCUCUCCUCUUCACCAAGUGACUGAAGUCAGCAGUGGAACGGCACAAUUCAUCAUCUCUUCACUUCUGCUCAGCAUGCUUUUUGCACAUUAGUCAUUAAUAGUUUCAGGACAGGACUGUGUAAAGCUUUUUGGUUUUAUAGAUGAGUCCGAGCUCUGUUCAUAAUCUAGACAGCUCCCACAUGGACGGUAAUGCUGGGCUGACAUUAGUGAUUAACUAAUAUCUUCAUUUUAAACAGCCAAUAUCCAUUGUCCCAUGAAUUGAUCUUUAAGUCUAUGCUAUUUUCUGUUAAUGCGUGAACAAACUACAACAGCACAUCUAACAUAAGUAUGCACCCGUGCAAAUACAUAAAUCGAAACAAAUCAGUAUAAACUGCAUUGGAUUGGAACUGAAUUGAAUCUAGAGCGCACUUUCAGAGGAUGUGACUUUACACCCCAGAUCAGUGUCCUGUGCGUCUAGGUUUCUGAACAGAGCUGUGGGUUUGAUUGAGUACUGUGUUUCUUAUUGGCUGUAUCAGUGUGUGAAGUACAGCUGAUGUGUGUGUUCUUCAUGAAAGGAGCUGAAGCAAAAGCACUUUGACGUUAAUGCACUGUAUAUAUCACAGUUUUUAUCCGAGGUUGAGUGUAGAAGAGAUGGUACUUGUACUCCCCAACACAUGCUCCGAGUCACUGCACUGAGACAUCACCUCCAGUGUAGGAUCACCGUUCUCAAGCCGUACACGUGAAGUGAUCGUAGAGAAACAUUAAUAACAGUGCUGAGUGUGUGCACAGGUACUUCACUUUGAUUCAGUAUUGCUGUGCUCACUUGUGUCCAUGUAACACACAUUCUGUCGAGACUUAUGACAUUGUAAACUGGGUUAUUUCAUGAAAAACAUUAGUUUUCUUUGUCAUAGUCUGUUACACUAAAUAAGUCACUUUGAGACAUUGCACUACUCUAUAGAGUUUAAUUAUGAAUGUGUAUGCAUAUGUGUUUGAACUUUAUUGGCAUGCUAUGGUUUCUCUUGACUGGAUGUCUAUUAACAAGUACAUCAAUGCAUUAGACAACUUUUAUGUUUUAUGUCAACAAUAAUGGAAGUGAUAUAACUUUUAUGGUUGGAUUUAGUUUAGUUUUUUUUAGUUUUUUUAGGAUGAUGCAUUGCAGUUUUUAUUAUUAUUUACAAAGCGUCCUUUCUAACCCCCUUUUAAAGUGUUCAACUAUGAUUUGUGAUGAAAGGAUGACAUGACAAGUGUUUCUGUGUGAUGUCCCGUACAAAAAUCGAAUUGAACUACAGGUGUUACAGCAUUUUGACACAUUUCUGAUGUGUGCUGUGAUGUUUAGGACUGUCACGAGACGCAUUUUUGAGGUAAAUCAGUAUUACGAGGCAUGAUGUUUUAUAGGAAACAUCUAAACGGAUGUGUUUCCUCUUGGCCUGUGUGUGAUCAGCAUCUCUCUCAUUCUUCAAAUGUUUGGAUCAGCCAGUGUCCGGUUAUUUACCAUGAUUUUGAAAGUGCUUUUUCUGUUUCUGUAGAGCUCCGGUGUCUCAUCGUGUCUCUGUGCUCCAGCUUUCAGUACAAUGUGUAGCAAACACUAAACCAUCUCUGUUAGUGAACCAAGAUAUUCCUGUCUUCCAAGAAAACGGUUACAGUAGUCUAAGCUAAAGACAUUUUCCUGUAGAUUGUAGAAAUGGAAAUAUUAUUCAUACGAUCAAAAAUAAUUUAAUUCAGUGCAUGGAAGAAAAAGAAGAAAAGCUCUUUUUUUUUUGUGUUAAAUGCAUGACUUUACUUGAAAUCUUUCAUAAGUGCAACAUCAUCAAGCUCACAGAUUGUUGAGUGAGGUUUUUUAUUUGAUUUUAUUUAAGGGUCAUUAUUACAGUAGUGUACUGUUGAUGAGUAUUGCCUGUGAUCAGAAUAAGAUAUGGUGAAUCUAGACCUGAUUUCACUCAUUGUAUUGAUUGUUUUAGUUGUGUAGGUGGUACUUAGUUUAAUUCUUCUAAUUCUGUGAGUAUAGAUGAAUCAUUAUUUGUCCAGUACAAUGAAUGUUUUGUUCAGCGUGGAUCAGAACGAUUGGUCUGCUCAUCUCGGAAUGAAAGUUGCUCGCGUUAAUGUUGUGCGAUAUAUUUGUAAGAAACGGAAACAUCCUUACAUAAAUGCUCAUUUCAUUUUUCAGUUUCAGACAAGAACUCGGUGUCUCAGAUUGUGCUCAUAUUCUCUAAGAUACCAAAGUCUGUAAUCAGAAGUCAGAGAUUUCAAUAUAAAUUUGACCAUUUCACAUCAAAAUUCACCAAUUGAUCUGAGCUGCCAUCCAUAUUCAUAUUACUGUCAACAGUUAUCUCUAUUUUAUCAAAGGGAUAUUUAGAGAAAAUGCUUAUAAUUGCAUAAAUAUGGAUUCAGAUGGACACCUGGUACUCGUGUCUUAUCCAGAGUAAGGCCGGAUGUGUGGUGAAUGUUUUAUGCAGCAGAUACAAUAUAAGAUUAUCAGGUUCAUGAGAAGUUUUGAAUUGUAGAAUUGAGUUGUGCUUGGUUAUCUGAUGUCUCUUAUGGUACGUAUCCGUCACUGUUCAUGUCCUUCUGACCUGCUAUGGUUGAAAUUCAAGGGUUACGUUUGACCUUUGAUCUCUUCAUGACCAUAUUCUAAUGUAAAUUCAUAUUUCUAUCACCACCAUUAAAGUCUUGGAACAAAACAUUACAACAAAACUAAUAUUUUGUUGGUUCUGUGAACCAUAACUGUAUUAUAUGUCAAGACCAGUGAUGAUCAAUAAAAUGUUGUUUCUUAAAGUUGAA